This is a messenger RNA of Pleuronectes platessa (European plaice), 1490 nucleotides long. RefSeq names its product Fc epsilon receptor IgFc epsilon receptor Ig (gene fcer1g). NCBI's taxonomy places the organism in Eukaryota, Metazoa, Chordata, Actinopteri, Pleuronectiformes, Pleuronectidae. The transcript is spliced from 5 exons. The record is from RefSeq and is a predicted model, not a curated record. Gene Ontology annotation, biological process: cell surface receptor signaling pathway. Gene Ontology annotation, cellular component: Fc-epsilon receptor I complex. Bases 129 to 404 code for a protein of 91 amino acids. Gene Ontology annotation, molecular function: IgE receptor activity.
ACCACAACUUCCCCUCUGUGAGGUUAAUGCAAUACUUUAGUCUUCGCAAGAACAGAGGAAACGAAAAAGACCACAACUAGUUGAGUUUGCUGCUUGUUGAAAGAGCCCAGUCCUGUGUUUCUGUUAUCAUGGCCGUUUGGGGUAGGAGCACGCUACUGGUGGCUUUUCCUCUGUGGAUGUGUUUUGGCAGAGCUGCUGCCUCUCUUCCGGAACCGUAUAUUUGUUAUGUGCUGGAUGGGAUCCUGUUUCUGUACGGCCUCAUCCUGACAGCGCUCUACUGCAAAAUUAAGUUCACCAAGCCAGCUGGCCCUGCGAAAGGAAAGCAGAAUGUUGAAGAGGGCAUCUAUACUGGUUUGACCCCUCAUGCCCAGGACACGUACGAAACCAUCGGCAUGAAGAAGUGAAGAGCUCGAGUGCAAGAUGGACAUUUUCUACCUGAUUGCUUUGUUUUUUCUUUUCCUAUUUAAAUACUGAAUAUUAUCCAUGGCAUAGAUUGGGAAACUGUGAGCCACAGUUUUCAUUUUCCUUUUGCUUAUUUAGAAUCGGUGGGAGGUUAAAUUAAGAAAUACGAGAGAGAGUGAAAGAGGGAAGUUGGCAAUUCUCGGAAAUGGGUGUUAGGUAACUGUUUUUCUUCUGCUGUAUAAUGUUCAAUUUUUGAAAGAAGUCAGUUUUCUUAUAUGUGUGAAUGUUUAAAAAAAAAAUAAGACAUGGAUUCACUGUACCUUUUGUGUACCUUUUAAGUUGUAUUGCUUGCAGGGGUUGAAAAUCAUCUGGGAAUGGAAAACCAUAUUUGUCCUGUGUUGUGUUGUGAUACUCAGACGUAAGAGACCGUUGAGGAAGAGGGGCUGAUUUCCAGUACACCACAGGAUGGCAGUGAUGGUGUGGUCCUUACCUGUCCACAUUCACAAAACACACACACACACACACACACAGCAGGGAGAUCUUGAACGACAGUGUAGUAAAUGAGGACAACCGCAAUUAUGUUUCAACACGGAGAGACAAACCUCCUGCCACAAACACCUUCAUACAAAUAAUUAAUAAGUAAUAAUUUGUCGGAGCUCAUGACCUGCAUGUCAGUCUGAAAAGUAUUUAGCUGUGUCUUUAACAGGGAACCAAUAAACGUGACAACUGUGUGAUAAUGUUGGGAAAAAACCAGAGACAUGACUGCUCCCCAAAUAUGAAGCCACAAUGUCUUGAACGCCACCUGGGGGCCGGCUGCAGUAUAGGUCAAAAACCCUGCCUCCUCCAUGUUAAUGAAUGGGAUGUGGACUGAUGUACAUGUCAAAUAAAGGUUUGAUGAGUUCUUAUCACACUGAUGUAUGGUCAUUUUUCUGACUCUACCGUGCAGUGUCGUCCAUCUUUAAAUACAGUCCACGGGAGAAAUUAUGAAGCUAAAUAGUAUAGCCUGUGAUGUACAAGUCGUCAAUGUUGUUGUUGUUGACAUUUCAUCUGAAAGAAACAAUGAUUAAAUGUGAUUCUUUUUAACUCAA